AUGCUGAAAGUUUCUCAGAACUAUCCCAAAAACAUCGCUACUUCGAACCAGGUAUUUCGCCAGGAAAUCGAUUUCAAGAACAUCACAAAGGCUCCCACCUACGCAUUGUUCCAGAAACUAGGCUUGAUUUCUUCUUCAUCAUCAGGAAUAAUUAACUGGUUGCCUUUGGGAUUGAGAAUCUUGAAAAAAGUGGAAAAUGUCAUACACAAAAGGAUGACUGAGAUUGGCUGUGAUGAGGUUGCCUUGACUUCCUUAUCAAGCAAAGAGCUAUGGCAAAAAACUGGAAGAUGGGAAAAUAAUGAGUUAUUUAAAUUGACAGAUUUGAAAAAAGCUGAUUACUGUCUUGCAGCCACUUGUGAAGAGGAGAUUUCUGAAAUUGUUAAGUCUAAUUUAGAUUCAUACAAAGAUUUACCACUUUUAUUAUAUCAAAUAACGAGAAAAUACCGAGACGAAUUGCGACCAAGGGCUGGUUUGUUGAGAAGUCGAGAAUUUGUAAUGAAAGAUGCUUAUUCAUUUCAUUUAGAUCAAACAGAUGCCAAAAUGUGUUUUGAUCUUUUUAAUCAAGCGUAUUACAAAAUUUUCAAUGACCUAAAAGUUCCUUUUGUUUCGGCAUUGGCAGAUUCUGGAGAAAUUGGUGGUGAUUUAUCUCUAGAAUGGCAUUACCCCAAUGAAAAUGGUGAAGAUACUUUAUUCGAAUGUAGCCAUUGCAAAAAGAUUUCAAACAUUGAAAAGCAAGCUUCCUUACCAAACGAUAAAAGUAAUGAAGCCAGUGAAGCUAGUGAAGCUAGUGAAGCUAGUGAAGUCAGUAAAGCCAGUGAAACCAGUGAAGCUAGUGUUAGAUACUAUUUAACUGAAGACAACAAUACUUUGAUUGCUGCAUACUACCCUAAAGAACGUAAAUUAAUGUCAUCUUUCAUCAAAAAGGAAAUUCCCGAAAUCAAUUUAAAACUAAAGGAUCAAUCUGAAAUCUUGAAAUUAUUCAAGGAAAACACUGAUGAAGAAAAUAAUGGAUUUAUUAAAAACGUUAUAAGAGUUAUGGAUGUUAGAAUCAAUCCAAGUACAAUAUUACCUGAUUUUCCCUCGGAAAUUAAGUUUCAACGAAAUUCCUUCACCACUCUUAACGAUUUUAGUAUAGUCGAAGCUAAGGAAAAAGAGAUUUGUGGAGACUGCGAAAAGGGUGUAAUAUCAUCUUUUAAAUCAAUUGAAGUUGGACAUACGUUUUACCUUGGUACAAGAUAUAGCAAACCAAUGUCAUUAAAAGUUAAAUCCACCGACGGCAAACAGGAUAUUUAUCUUGAAAUGGGUUGUUAUGGUAUUGGUGUGUCAAGGCUUAUGGCUGCAAUUGCUGAAGUUUCUAGAGACGAUUCUGGUUUAUGCUGGCCAUCAAUUAUUGCACCCUAUCACUUGAGUUUGAUUGUAAUACCCCAAUUUUCCAAUGAAAGAACAGCUGGAAAAGUUGAUCAAUUAAUUAAAGAGUGCUCUGAAAAUGGUAUCGAGGUGUUUAAUGGCAACACGAAUACAAACGAUUAUAGUUUAAAGAAAAGGAUCAAUGAAACUAUGUCUUUAGGUAUACCAUUAUUCAUUGUUAUUGGUGGCAAAUUUUUAGAUAAAAACAUGAUUGAAAUUGAGGUUCGACCAAGCAAGUUCCGAGAUUAUAAAACUAACAGCAGUCAUGACAGUGAAUUGGAAAUUAACAAGUUAUACAGAGAUCCAAAUAACAAAAGAAAUUGGAAUUGGGAAUUUCGCAAAGCUAUAAAAAAUGCGAGAGCUACCUAUAAUGAGACACAUGUUGUAAAUAGAAAAGGAUUCAUUCCAGUUGUUAAAGCACUUUUAAAAGAUUUGUAA
Molecule: messenger RNA, 1845 nt
Organism: Ascoidea rubescens DSM 1968
Lineage: Eukaryota; Fungi; Ascomycota; Saccharomycetes; Ascoideales; Ascoideaceae
Gene: AIM10
Product: putative proline--tRNA ligase AIM10
Exons: 1
Coding region: 1-1845 (614 amino acids)
Biological process (GO): prolyl-tRNA aminoacylation
Cellular component (GO): mitochondrion; cytoplasm
Molecular function (GO): ATP binding; proline-tRNA ligase activity
Source: RefSeq, a predicted model, not a curated record